GUUUCAGUACAAGAAUUCGAUCCCACUGACGAAUCCCCACGAUCAAGUACAUUAGACGAGACCAAUAUUGAAAGAGUACGAGAAGCUCUCGAAAGAGAACGUCAACGUAGACCUUUAUCUUCACUAAGCAAUGUUAGCAGUGCAGAGGUCACCGAUGAUGAAGGUCAAGAUUAUGAUUGGCGUCUUCAACAAGACUCUCCUCAGCCCGUUCCAUCACCACUACCACUUGAACCUAUCACCAGUGCCGGGAGUGGGGAUUCUCGUGAAAAUAGAAGAGUGGAAAAUUUAUUGUUAGAUCAUAAUAUGAACGAACAUGUCAGAGGUUAUAUACCCAUGGGAGAAACGGAUGGAUUACCCAAUAUCAAACAUACCGAAACUGUGGAUGAUUUGAAGGCAGCUACAGAUAUCGUUCGUGCUCAUACUGGUAAAUGGGGAGUUUUACGUCGACGUGUCAAAGCUGUCAGUCACGCUAAAAACUUUGCAUCAAUGACUUCUGGUCCGAGUAUCAAAACACAAUUGAACGCCGAUCCUGCCGAUAACGAAAAUAGAAAGUCCUCUGGAUAUAGUAGUGAAGAUGAAGAUGAUCAUUCGAUAAGAAUGCCAAACCUUCCCGAAGGUGCUUCUGUCUUAUCUUCACUUUUAGCCUUAUAUGGACAAAACCGUCCUGGUAUGAGAUCGGAACGGACAUCCGUAGCUAGUUCAGUGGGGACUUUAACAGAAGACGAAUCAUCAGAUGAAGACGAACGUAGAAAAAAAGAAGUUGAACGUACAACAGGUGUUCAAAUACAUGAUCGACAUCGACCUUCUAUCACAGGUUCAGAAUCUCCCAAUCGACCACAAAUGCGAAGGAUAGCAAGUGAUGGAAGUGUACGUCCUGACCAACAAGUAGAACCAGGGUUUAUGAAAGCUAUCAAGAGAGCUAAAGAACAUUGGAUGGAACGUGAUCGACCUAAAUCCGCACGUAAUGGUGCAGGUGUUAUCGGUGCUCUCAUACAAAACACAGCAAAUUUAAGUGCGGCCGCUACACCUCAUGCUUCUACACUGGCUCCUGCAGCUAAACGACCAGGAUAUCAACUUAAUCGAUAUUCUUUACCCGAUAUAAAUGGUCCGGAUGUUUCUCAACCAUGGAGACCUAGUUCAAGACCUGGAAGUAGAGCAAAUUCCAGACCCCCUUCGAUUCAUUCUUCUACCGUCGUUUCUGAAACUCCUCCAGAUGCUAAAUCUACCGUUUCGGACGAUCAAUUUUCAAAACGAAAGGCUUAUUCGGAUGAUCAAUUGUCAUCAAUGAAAGAAGAGAAAAAGAGAGCUGCGUCGGUUGAUGAAUUAUCGACAAAAACUGGAGAGAAAAGAAAGCCAAAGAUGAACUUGGGUGAAUUAGGUAAAUUACCAGUAUCGGCUUUGAAGGCAAGUGGACAUGUUUUGCAUAAUGCAGAAAAUUGGAUAAUGAGUGGUGGGAAAACACCAUUGUUCACUCCGGAUGAGAAGAGUGGCUUUGAGUUUUUCACUCCUAGGUCUCUGACGGAGGAGGAUAUAAGGAGGAAAGAAAGGGAGAAGGAGAGGAAGAAAAGGAAGAAAGAGAGGGAUGCUAGGAAGAAACAAGAGAUCUAUAUUAUCCAACACGUCGCUGCUUAUAUUCAAAGACAACAAUUCCUGCUGAAACUUGCAAGAGCUCUGAUGAUGUUCGGUUCCCCUUCUCAUCGUCUUGAAACCCAAAUCCAAGCUACAGCCCGAGUAUUAGAAAUUAACGCUCAAGUCAUUUAUCUACCAGGAACCAUGUUAAUUUCCUUUGGUGACGAUACUACACAUACUUCUGAAGUCAAAUUCUUGAAACAAGCCACAGGAUUAGAUCUAGGAAAGUUAUUGGCGACUCAUCAUUUAUAUUGGAACGUUGUACAUGAUCGAAUGUCGGUAGAUCAAGCUAGUAAAGAUUUAGACGUUUUGAUGACUACUCCGGUUUAUUAUUCUUGGUGGCAGGUUUUGUUGAUCGGAGCUAUGUGUUCUGCUUUUAUCACUGUGAUUUCAUUUUACGGAUCAUUCAUAGACGCACUUAUCGCCAUGCCAUUGGGUAUGCUCCUCUGUGGUGUUCAAAUCCUAGUGGCUAGAAAUGACAUGUUAUCUAACGUAUUCGAAAUUUCCAUCGCUUGUAUCAUUUCGUUCAUUUCUGCUGCGUUAGCUUCUACUGGGUAUUUCUGUUAUACUUCUUUAGUAUCAGGAGGGGUGGUAUUGAUUUUACCUGGUUACAUAGUCCUAUGUGGUUCACUAGAACUAGCUUCUCGUAACAUCACCUCCGGUGCAGUCCGAAUAGGUUACAGUGUCAUUUACUCUCUAUUCCUAGGAUUUGGUAUAACCAUAGGUGCAGAGAUAUAUCGUAAAAUCACAGGAUUAGAAGUUGUCGGACCGGAUGAUUAUACUUACUUCCUCUGUUGUCCUGCUUAUUCCUUUUGGCUUUCUUUGAGGAAUCAACAACCUCUUUUUGCUAAAGAACUGCCAAUCAUGGUCCUCAUCUCCGUUGCUGGCUGGGUUUCCAACCAUUUUUCCGGUCUCGCUUUCCCCGGUAGAUCAGACAUCGUCUCCGCCAUCGGUUCUUUCGUAGUCGGUACCCUUGGAAACCUCUACGGUCGUUUCUCUCACGGAUCAAGUUUCCCAGUAACAGUCACUGGUAUACUCUUUCAACUUCCUUCAGGCUUAGCAAACGGUGGUAUUUUCAAUUUCGCCGCUGAACAGAAUGGGACUCAAGCUUGGAGUGAUGGUUUUGACGUUGCUGAACAAUUGGUUUCUGUCGCUAUCGGUUUAACCGUUGGAUUGUUCGUUAGUGCUGUUAUUACACAUCCUUUCGGUGGACCUAGACGUGCUGGAUCGGGUGUUUUCAGUUUCUAG
Messenger RNA from Tremella mesenterica DSM 1558, 2877 nucleotides. RefSeq lists its product as uncharacterized. Gene Ontology annotation, molecular function: transmembrane transporter activity. The record is from RefSeq and is a predicted model, not a curated record. Gene Ontology annotation, biological process: transmembrane transport. The annotation marks the transcript as partial. NCBI's taxonomy places the organism in Eukaryota, Fungi, Basidiomycota, Tremellomycetes, Tremellales, Tremellaceae. The transcript is spliced from 9 exons.